Molecule: messenger RNA, 942 nt
Organism: Pseudocercospora fijiensis CIRAD86
Lineage: Eukaryota; Fungi; Ascomycota; Dothideomycetes; Mycosphaerellales; Mycosphaerellaceae
Exons: 3
Biological process (GO): carbohydrate metabolic process
Molecular function (GO): isomerase activity; carbohydrate binding
Source: RefSeq, a predicted model, not a curated record
GAUCGUCCGAAGCGUCCUGCCGCCAUCUCGCCGUCCACCACCGGCCCACAACCCAGCGUUCACGCUGAGUCCGACAAAGUCACGGCGACUCUGCCAACUGGCGAUUCUGUCGAAGUGCUUCUCUAUGGAGCUACCGUGACGAGCUGGAAGAGCAACGGCAAAGAGCGCCUUUGGCUCAGCACUGCUGCAAAGCUUGAUGGCAGCAAGCCUGUGAGAGGCGGCAUUCCCGUAGUCUUUCCAGCCUUCGGUCCUCCACCCAAAGAUCAUGCCACCGGCGGUCUGCCACAGCACGGCUUCGCCCGCAACUCACAAUGGGAAUACCUAGGUCGCUCAAGCAGCGAAUCUGGCCUCUUGGCAAAGGGCGGCGAUGACAGCGUCAAGCUCGAUUUCGGUCUCUCUUCCUCCAACCUUGCUCCUGAAGCGAAGAAAGCGUGGCCAUACGAGUUUGGCCUAGUAUACUCCGUCACACUGGGCAAGGACGGCCUGCAAACAAUGCUCAACGUGCGCAAUCAAGGCAAGGAGAGCUUUGAGUUCCAAAUGCUUCUCCAUUCCUACUUCUCCGUUUCCGACAUCAGCAAGACUGUCAUCACAGGUCUCGGCAGCGUCACCUAUAUUGACAAGAUGCUGAACGCAACCGAGCACCAGCAGACAGAUCCACAGAUCAAGAUCACUGGCGAGGUUGACCGCGUCUACAAGUCGAUCAAGCAGGACACGACUUCGAUCGUGGUGGAUGGGAAGCCGCAUUUGGAUGUCGUGAGAGACAACCUCGAGGACUCUGUCGUGUGGAACCCAUGGAUCGAGAAAGCAAAGGGCAUGGGAGACUUUGAGCCAAAAGACGGCUACAAGAAUAUGGUCUGCGUAGAGGUCGGCGCCGUUGAUGGCUGGCAGAAGCUUGAGCCAGGCGAGACGUUCGAGGGUGGCCAGAUCUUGAAGGCGCAUUGA